Molecule: messenger RNA, 3314 nt
Organism: Drosophila subobscura
Lineage: Eukaryota; Metazoa; Arthropoda; Insecta; Diptera; Drosophilidae
Gene: sim
Product: protein single-minded
Exons: 8
Coding region: 380-2629 (749 amino acids)
Biological process (GO): regulation of transcription by RNA polymerase II
Cellular component (GO): transcription regulator complex; nucleus; cytoplasm
Molecular function (GO): RNA polymerase II transcription regulatory region sequence-specific DNA binding; DNA-binding transcription factor activity, RNA polymerase II-specific; protein dimerization activity
Source: RefSeq, a predicted model, not a curated record
CGUUCGCCGCCCGCCUCGAUGGUUCAGCUUUUCAGCUGCGCGUUCGUGCCACAGCCAUCCUGGAGCGUUUUAUUCGUCAGUGCCAAAUAUAUUAUAGUAGAAGUGUUCGCCUAACAUUGAUCAACGAGAAUAUGUUGCUGCAAAUUGUUGCUCCAGUGCCGUGACCAGUUACGGGCGCCCCAUAAAACCCGCUCGGCCGCGGAACAUUUACAACAAAUAAUUGUCCAACGAUUUAAUGGCAAAAAUGUGCUAGCAACAAUUAGCAUUGCUCGGUCAUUCGCGCUCGUUACAGCGGCCACUCCAAUUGGGAUUAUUUCACACUGCAAUAAUACCAGCGGCAAAACGGAUAGCUGCCAGAGAUAUAGCCAAAACGUGUGCCAUGAAGGAGAAAAGCAAAAAUGCUGCACGCACGCGACGUGAAAAGGAAAACACGGAAUUCUGCGAAUUGGCCAAAUUAUUGCCACUACCAGCGGCGAUUACAUCACAGCUGGACAAGGCCUCCGUCAUCCGGCUGACCACAUCCUAUUUGAAAAUGCGCCAAGUGUUUCCCGAUGGACUCGGCGAAGCUUGGGGCUCCUCGCCGGCCAUGCAGCGCGGUGCCACCAUCAAGGAACUGGGCUCACAUCUGCUGCAGACGCUGGAUGGCUUCAUCUUUGUGGUGGCGCCGGAUGGCAAAAUUAUGUACAUCUCGGAGACGGCCUCCGUGCACUUGGGUCUCAGUCAGGUGGAGCUGACGGGUAACUCCAUAUUCGAGUACAUACACAGCUACGAUCAGGACGAGAUGAAUGCCAUACUGUCGCUCCAUCCGCACAUGCAUCAGCAUCCAGCCGCCUUUCUCAAUACCCUACAGCUCGCACAGACGCACACGCCCAUCGGAAGUCCCAAUGGUGUACAGCACCAGACUGUCUACGGCCACGAUCGCGGCUCGCACACCAUUGAGAUCGAGAAGACCUUCUUCCUGCGCAUGAAGUGUGUUCUGGCCAAGCGGAAUGCGGGCCUCACCACCUCCGGCUUUAAGGUGAUACAUUGCUCUGGCUAUCUGAAGGCUCGCAUCUAUCCCGACUGUGGGGACGGACAGGGCAGCCUGAUACAGAACCUCGGCCUGGUGGCCGUUGGUCACUCGCUGCCUUCCUCUGCCAUUACAGAAAUCAAGCUGCACCAGAACAUGUUCAUGUUCCGGGCGAAGCUGGACAUGAAACUGAUCUUCUUCGAUGCGCGCGUAUCGCAGCUAACCGGAUACGAGCCGCAGGACCUCAUUGAGAAGACGCUGUACCAGUACAUUCAUGCCGCGGACAUCAUGGCCAUGCGCUGCUCCCAUCAAAUCCUGCUGUACAAAGGACAAGUAACCACCAAAUAUUAUCGCUUCCUGACCAAGGGCGGCGGCUGGGUGUGGGUGCAAUCCUACGCCACGCUGGUGCACAAUUCGCGCUCCUCGCGCGAGGUCUUCAUUGUGAGCGUCAACUAUGUGCUGAGCGAACGAGAGGUCAAAGACUUGGUGCUGAACGAGAUUCAGACGGGCGUGGUGAAGCGGGAGCCCAUCUCGCCGGCUGCCCAGGCGGCAGCAGCAGCGGCGGCAGCAGCCCAAGCAGUCGCCUCCGUGCCCGUGCCCGUCUCAGUGGCCGUGCCCGUGCCCGUACCUGUGGUGGUGCCUCAGUGUGCGAGUGCAGUGGCUGCGACGCCGGGCACGCCCGUCAGCCUCGUGCUGAGUGCCAGUCCCAAGUUGGAUCCGUACUUUGAGCCGGAACUACCGCUCUCUGUGCAGCCGCAGCCGCCCAAUGCAGUGACGCCCGUGACGCCCAACAAUAAUCCCAGCAGCAACAACAACAACAACGGGGUGUGGCACCACCAUCAGAUGCAGCAGCAGCAGCAACAGCAGGGCAGCAGCAUGGACCACGACAGCCUCAGCUACACACAACUGUACCCGCCGCUGAACGAUCUCGUGGUGAGCUCCAGCAGCAGCGUGGGCGGGGGAACAGCAUCCAGCGCAGGCGGCGGAUCAAGUGCCUCUGCGUCGUCCUCGGGCGUGUACUCCACGGAGAUGCAGUACCCAGACACCACGACGGGCAGCCUGUACUACAACAACAACAAUCACUACUACUACGACUACGAUGCCACGGUGGACGUGGCCACCUCCAUGAUGCGCCCGUUCUCGGCCAACUCGAACAGCUGUUCGAGCAGCUCGGAGAGCGACCGUCAGCUGUCCACGGGCAAUGCGUCAAUCGUGAAUGGGACUUCGCCCUCCCAAACCACCUACAGCGAUCUGAGCCACAACUUUGAGCUGAGCUACUUCUCAGACAACAGUUCCCAGCAGCAUCAGCAGCAACAGCAACAUCUGAUGGAUCAUCAGCACCUGCAGCAUCAGCGACUGCAGACGCAACAGCAACAGCAGCAGCAGCAGCAACACCAACAAUACCAACAGUCACCGUACGCCAUGCCACACCACCAACAACAGCAGCAGCAACAGCAGCAACAACAGCAGCAGCAGCAGCAGCGCGUGGUCAGCGACUUUGCAGAGAGCUUUAAGAGCGUGAAUGCAGCUGCGGCGGCAGCGGCGGUUGUGGCCACGCCCCAUUACACCAGUGUGAUUGUGGAGCCGCAGCACUAUAUACCCAACGAUUUUGUGCAUUAGCAGCGACUACAUGUUGCUGCUGCUGUUGUUGUUUCUAAAACAAAGCGCUGUCCGUGGCCAGGUGCAAGUUAUCGAUUUAUCGUUUAUGCAACGCUGAUUUAUCAGUUUCGAUUUGUAAUAUGUGGCAGAGCCACCUCCAAAUUGCGAAUGCAAAAUCUUUUUGCAACCCCUCCCGCUGUCCCGCUCUCCCUCUAUCUCUUCUCUUCUCUUAUUUAUUGCACACUUUUCUCCUUUUCGUGGGGGAAAGAGAUGGAUUGAAAUGUGAAAGAUGAAAAUGGAAAAAUUCUUGUUAACAAAUGCAAAAGCAAAUACAAAUUCUAUAUUAAACUUUAGUCGUAAGGCCUAGCUCUAAGAUGUUCAUACAAACUAACUUAAAUGAAUUGCACAUACUUAUAAAUAAAUACAUUAAAUACGUAUAAACAAACACAGGCAUGCAUACGGCUCUCUCUAUAAGCACCAAACACACACAAACACCCGCGAGAUCUGUUCUAAAUAAUGGAUAGAGUAUGGAGCAAAGUGUAAAUAAAGCUGGGUACGGGGUCCGCUCACUGUGCAGCUAUCGAAUAUGAUCUUCAUAAGUACAACACACACACACACACACAUACGUAAUUGUAAUUGUAAAAAACAUUUAACUAUUAUCGCGAAUUUUUCUAAUUUGAAUAAACAAAUUAUUAUGUGGGUGAAC